AGAGGGGCUGCGUGACGUCAGUGAAAGGCUGGAGCGGAAAAAAAUGGGGAGAAGAUUGCGAGUGCCUGGAGUCCAACAUGUUCGAAUGUUCCAAUGUAUAGAACUCUCUCUCCCACUGCCCUCUGUGCACGAGCACUAACGCCACGUGUUGCUGAUUGGCUGGAACAAUAACUUCGACAGGGGAACCCUGGAAGAUGAAGUGAAAAGACCAGUUGAAUGUUGCCACUAUGUGUGGUUGUGUGACUGAGCUGGGCGCCACCAUUGCACAUGGGAUCUCUCUUCCUCCCCCUGAUUUGCUGUAGUCACCCUGUUUUCACCAUGAGAGGAUCUGUCAGGUGCGUGACCUCUGUGCCCCCAUACUGGCGCCUCCGUUGUGCUGCGUGAGCGCCCCCUCUCCUCCGGCAGUUACUGCACGGAAUGGCCUCUCUGGACCUGCCAUACCGCUGUCCUCGCUGCGGGGAGCACAAGCGCUUUCGAAGCCUGUCAUCCUUACGUGCCCACCUGGAGUACAAUCACACGUACGAGACCCUCUACGUACUCUCCAAAUCCAACAGUGUAUGUGACGCCGCUGCUCUGCUGCCCCUAGUGGCUGAGGGAGCUCUUCUCACACCUGCCAACAAUAACGACCCCUUCGAGCCCCUGCGGCCUUCAGCUUUAAAGGAGCGGCGAUUCCCUUGCCGUGAGCUUCCUUGUGCGGACGACCUUAGUUUGACCCCUGCUAACUCCAACACUGCCGCCAGGUAUAUUCCCAAUGUGGAAUUUCCCCUGGGGGAGAUUUUCAUGAAGAAAGCGAUGACAUCCGCAGACCCGGGUCCCCAUGGAAACCCCAGCACAGCUGUAGCAGUGGCAGCUAAUGUAGCGGCCAGUGCAGUGGAGGCAGCCUAUGAGGAAGGCCUGGCCAGGCUGAAGGCGCGGGCGUUUGAACGGCUGGAGUUGGAUGAAAGGCUGGAGAAGCUGUCUGAAGAGGUGGAGCAGAAAAUAGCGGCCCGCGUAGGUCGUCUACAGGCAGAGCUGGAGAGGAAGAGCUCUGAGCUGGACCGGGCCAAGCAGGAGAGUGAGCGGCUGAGUCAGGAGAAACAAGACCUGGAGGAUAAGGCCUCCGAGCUCUCCCGGCAGGUGGACGUCUCUGUGGAAAUGCUAGCUAACCUCAAACAGGACCUGGUGAACAAGGAGGAGGAGCUCAAUCACAAACAACAGGAAGUCGCCCAGAUUGACCAGUUCCUUCAGGAGACGGCGGCACGUGAAGCCAACGCCAAGGUUCGGCUGCAGCAGUUCAUUGAGGAGCUGCUGGACCGGGCUGACCGCGCUGAAAAACAGCUGCAAAUCAUCAGCAGCUGUGGCACCACACCGAACGGCAGCCUGGGACGCUGCAGCCUCCAGGCCUCAAAGGGCAAUGGACGCCAGAGAAACUCCAGCCUCUCUGGGAGCACAAGAGGCAUGUACCAAGUGUCAGAAAGACGUUCCUCGCCCAGCACAGGAGCAUCAGGACGGAUCAAGUCUGUCUCACAGGGCUCUGGAGGUUACGACAGUGACAGCGUUGAGAUGCAUCCCAUGGAGGAGUGUCCCGAGGCUCAGUACUAUCACAUGCAGUGUCGAAUGGGUGAGGGGGGUUACGAGCGGUCCCCUGGAUGUGGCGUUGGCGGAUCAAGGAACUGGGGUCUUCGUAAACAGGCUAUCCAGAACUGGCAGCGGCGGCCUUACAGGAACAGCACUGAAGGUGAGGAAGGGGACGUGUCAGACGUAGGCUCCCGGACCACCGAGUCUGAGAUGGAGAUGUGGGAACAAGAGAGGAGAGCUGUGGCUGAAGUCCAGCAAUCUGCCGCUCCUUAUCCUCACCACGGCAGGGCAGGAUAUCGCCCUAACACAGGUCGGUCUGAUGGGGUCUACAACAAGCCAUGCCGCCAUGAAAAGAGCCCGUCCAAAUCCAACGAGGUGAUCAGUCCAGAGAUCCUGAAGAUGCGUGCUGCUCUCUUCUGCAUCUUCACCUACCUGGAUACAAAAACGCUGCUGAGAGCUGCUGAGGUCUGCCGUGACUGGAAGUUUGUGGCUCGUCACCCAGCUGUGUGGACCAGAGUGCUGCUGGAGAACGCCCGCAUUUCUUCCAAGUUCCUGAGCAUAUUGUCUCAGUGGUGCACUCAGACACACUCCCUCAUCCUGCAAAACCUCAAACCAAGACAGCGGGGCAAGAAGGAAACCAAGGAGGACUACCUUAAAAGCACACGUGGCUGUCUGGAGGAAGGUCUGGAGGCGUUGUUAAAGGCCACAGGAAGUAACCUGCUGAUACUGAAGAUUUCACACUGCCCCAACCUGCUGACCGAUCGCUCCCUCUGGCUGGCAAGCUGCUACUGCCGAGCUCUGCAGGCUGUAACCUACAGAAGCGCAACAGAUCCAGUUGGCCAGGAGGUGAUCUGGGCCCUCGGAGCAGGCUGUAGAGACAUCAUCUCCCUACAGGUGGCGCCACUACACCCAUGUCAACAACCUGCUCGUUUCAGUAACCGAUGCCUGCAGACGAUUGGAAGAUGUUGGCCACACCUCCGUGCUCUUGGUGUAGGCGGAGCUGGAUGUGGCAUCCAGGGGCUGGCCUCUCUAGCGAGGAACUGCAUGCGCCUGCAGGUGCUGGAGUUGGAUCAUGUGAGCGAGAUCAACCAGGAGGUGGCAGCAGAGGUUUGCAGAGAGGGCUUGAAAGGUCUGGAGAUGCUGGUGCUCAGCUCCACGCCAGUCACCCCCAAAGCCUUGCUCCACUUCAACAGCGUUUGCCGCAACCUGAAGUCCAUUGUGGUUCAGAUUGGCAUAGAAGACUACUUUGAGGACCCCAACAGCCCUGAAGCUAGAAAAUUGUUUGAUGAGAUGGUUAACAAGCUGCAGGCUCUGAAGAAGAGACCUGGCUUCUCCAAAAUCCUCCAUGUGAAAGCAGACAGCCUCUGCUAACGUCUUUUGUGCAGAUGCUUCGAGUCUUGAAGAAGCGCAAACUUGGCUCCAGUCAAUCAAAAAGACCCAGCUGUUUUGAGCCCACUCCAUGGGGUUUAAUACGUCUGCAGCACCGACAGAAACAACAGAAGAACGCCAUGAACCUGGAUGAACCAGGGCCGAGGCUCAAUGUGCAUCCUCCACCAGUACAAAAAUCAAACAGAAAAACUCAUUCACUAUUCAGUAAGGGUACAUCAAAAUCUCCUUCAUGCCGGUUAUGACUGAAACCCAGUCAGGAGGCAUAUUUGGACUAACAAUGGCACUAUAUAUCAAACUAAGGUCCUGUCUUAGACUUUACAGGCUCAAAUAACCCAACAAAACUGUCAGAUUCCUCUUUCUCAGUCGUGUUUUGCGUUCACCAUAAAAAUGGAUCGUGUCACUGCACAGAGCCAGAUCCCUUUCUUGAAACGCCUGGAGCCAGGUGACAGCGCUGUAUUUAACUGUCUGCAUCCACACAAUGCUUGACAUAUACUUGAGACUACCUUCAGCACCAACAGCUCGUGGGCAGGAGCACAUUUUCAAGCAUUCAUACUUUCUACAGACGUACAAGGUUAAAAGUCUUGCGACAGCAGCUUUUUUGUUUGCGUGUGAGCGGAUGUGCAAAUGCAUACAGUCCAGGAAUGAAUUAAAUGGCUUUCAUCCUGCCUGCCCUGCACUAAUGUGUGUUUAAACUGGACAACAGACAACCUUCAACACUUACUGCUUCCACCCACAACAGAAACAUGCUGCACCAGCUCCAGGCACAACAGAGAGAGCAAGGACAGCACUCCCUGUAACACACAGACCUUGACAGUCUUCUGGCUGCAUGGCAGAGAUGCAUUUAGCCUCCUCUACCAUCCUCUGCUUCCUCACAUGAACAGCAUCAUGUCCCAAACCUGGACUCAGUGUUUUGAUGGUUAUAGUAUCUCUAGACCUGUUCAUAAGCGAGAACAGGAUGCAGUAUCUGAUUCUACUCACUCACAAGGCUGGAAGAUGAUUCAUAAUGCAUUUCUCUCAAAACCUAGUGCCAUUUGUAACAGUGUUUGUCCUCAUUCCAGUGAGCAUUUUUCUCCAAUGUGCCAUUAAUGAGGGAAGAGGGACCAUGUAAGGAAGAUUUUUACUCAAAACUAGCUUAUGUUUCAUUGAGUGUAAACAGUUCUUACUGAACAUAAGGGUGUUGUGUGUCAUAUCAAACAUGGUCUCCAGGUAUAUACGAUAGAUGUUAGUGUUUAUAUAUCAUGUGAGUUUCAUACUUUCUCAUACUAAAUAGUGCCAUUCCUAUUAAUAGUGCUUGUCAUGGCUGAGGCCCUGAACAAUCCUUAUUUAUAUUUUUCAGCUGGCAGCCUCUGGCUCCCUCUGCUGGUUUUUCCAAGCACCUACACAGCCAACGGACAGCUGGUGUGAUAAUCCACUUUGUACUCUUUGCAGGGCAGAACAUGUGUCACCUUUGCCGUUUUGGUCAUUGGUAUCACAUACAAAUUUACAAAUUUGAUUUGUUGCAAUGCAUGGCUAUGUUGCAGACAUUUUCAAGCAGUAUGAGUAGCGAUACUUACUGUGGGGACACUUAGCGUGCACUCCCCUGUGUUGCAGAUAACGUAAAGGGGGUUCCAACAGUUUUACACAUCAAGAUCAGUUUAUAUUUCAUGAGGAGUACUACUCAGCCCAGCCUGUGAAAACGGCUGUAUACUGUCUGCUGCGGCUCUGGAGGAGCUUUGGCAUGUCUGAGUAAGUAGCCCUCAUAAUGCUAUAUCUCGGAAUACAGAAACCUUCAUUCAAAGCUGUGGGCAUGUAGAUAAAAAUGUGUGGAAAGAUGCAUUUACAAUGCAAAGAGGGUCUAUAGAAAUGAGAAGGGUAGGAGCUUGACCCAAACUAGGGACCAAAAGUCAGGAUUUGCUGCAUCAGUCUCUUGCGAGUCCCCAAACAUUUUGAAAGUGCAAUACACAAUCACCGCUUGAGUACCCUUUUAAACAGAGCUCGCCUUAGACGCUUACAAUCACUUUGACUUUGCGCACACGCUUUCGAAACAGGUUGAGAAAUGAUUCACACAUCAGGCAGAACGUCCUGUCCCUUCCCUUAAGACACACUUGUUCAUUUUACCUGGCACACCUCAUUCAGCACAAGGCAACUAGCCCUGUCACAACACACCAUCACAUCCAUGGGCGGAGUGUGCAACAGAGCAAGGUGAAGGGUCCCUGGAAUGCCAAGCAGACGUGUGUGGCAUGUAGGGAAAAAAACUGACGAGGAAAGCUGUGAGCUGUUAUUUUCGGUGUCUGAUUCAUAGUCAAAAAUGUUUAUGAGGACUUGUGUAGCUGCAUAUUGUAGUGAUGAUGUUCCAGGUCAAUAUGUGAGAACAGCUGUGGGUGUGGCAUUUCUUCAUGUUCUUCCAGUACUGCAUAUUAUUAACCUACACUGGUACUGAUUGUCCACUUGGUUUCAUUGAGGGAACGAUGUUUGUGGGAAAGAUGUAUAACUUUGCUGACACAAUAGAGAAAACACAACAGCACUUAAUGAUUUUGAGUUUUAGACAAUCCUGCCUUCACUAUCAGCUACUCUGUACAUAAUGUUUGUAAAAAAAAAACAAGAAAAAAAAAAAGGACCAACAUUUGAUGUUAUAAUAUUAAGGUUAUACUUAUGAGUGGAAAAAUGAAAGUUUACAGGUUACAUUCUGUAAGCCUUUUCUCUCCAAAGUUGAAUGAAAGAUAGAGAAUUAUAUUAUGUAUAACAGUAGUGUUGAAAUUGCAGUUGUGUAUUAGAUACUUUAUAUUAAAUGUGCAUCAGAGUCAUAUAGAGAUGGAAAUUAUUUAAGAAGAGGAUAAAGAUGAUAAUUCAGCUAUUUAUUUCUAUAAAAAAAAGAGCGAUGUGUAUAAUGUUGGCAUGUUUGUGUUCAAGCAUCAAUCAUUAAGUUGCCUUCUUAACUGUUCUGCUACUGUGAAAUCUAUUAGAUGUUUUAAGAGCUUUGAUUGCCUGCAGGUUAAUAACGUUUCACUUUAUUUGAUCCAGUCUGUUGUUGCACUAGUGAGAAAAAAAAAAGAAGAUAUUUCAGAUGUUUAUUAUAAGAGUGUUGUUUCUAAUGUUCAGCUAUUUCUCAGUAUUUGACAAAAUGUGAUGCACUUUUUCUCCUGAACACUUUUAUUGGUCCGUCGUCGGUCAGUUUAGUCAGAAACGACACUGGUUUCUGUCGGCAGGAUGCCUGGCGGCGUUUUCUGUUUCUGUGGUAAGAAGCCAACUGUUUCUUACAUGUUCGGUUUCAUGGAAAGAAGAUUUUGGAAACACAGCAAUUACAUAUGAACUUCUAUGACUGA
This is a messenger RNA of Micropterus dolomieu (smallmouth bass), 6248 nucleotides long. RefSeq names its product F-box protein 41 (gene fbxo41). The coding region runs from base 418 to 2928 and encodes 836 amino acids. Gene Ontology annotation, molecular function: protein binding. Lineage: Eukaryota; Metazoa; Chordata; Actinopteri; Centrarchiformes; Centrarchidae. The record is from RefSeq and is a predicted model, not a curated record. The transcript has 15 exons.